GCUGGUCAUGCUCGGUACUCUGUUGGGUGUUGUCUCACGGCACUGGGCAAGCGAGCGGUGCACGCGAACCGCAGCAUCCUUCCAGCUCCUCCUCGUGGGUUCCAUGAUUUGUGCCACGGAAAUGAUGAUCGAGCUCCGGGAUUCCUACAAGCUUUGGACGGUCGCUGAUGGUCUGGUCGAGAAGGACUACAGAUGGAAAUUGAAGACGCUCUGUUAUGUACGUUCCUCGGUGGUGAUUGUCUUCAUCGUGCUUGCAGUCCUUUUUGUGGCCCUCAGCGACAGGCCAAGUGAUGUGUUAGCAAACGCUGUGGCUUUUUGCUUUGUGAACGACAUGGACAACACGCUCUUCCGCUAUACGAGCAGCCAGCGUGUGAAGAACAAAGUGAAGAAGAUGAGGGGCAAAACAGAGACCGAAGAGGAGCAUUUUCACAACAGGUUCAUGGGGGUCUUCUUUGUUUCCAUCCUCUUCUGCGCGAUCCUUGUGUGCGCGGUUGAGAGCUUUGCUCCUUUGAAUGAUUGCGCACAGUCUGGCUAG
Molecule: messenger RNA, 535 nt
Organism: Symbiodinium pilosum
Lineage: Eukaryota; Dinophyceae; Suessiales; Symbiodiniaceae
Source: the annotation of a GenBank genome assembly